Messenger RNA from Eimeria maxima, 900 nucleotides. Its product is annotated as SAG family member. Bases 1 to 900 code for a protein of 299 amino acids. NCBI's taxonomy places the organism in Eukaryota, Apicomplexa, Conoidasida, Eucoccidiorida, Eimeriidae. The record is from RefSeq and is a predicted model, not a curated record. The transcript is spliced from 3 exons.
AUGCGUUUCUGUAUCGCAGUACUUGCAGGCACGGCCGCCGCCGUGCCUGCGCUCUUCACAGUUGCACAAACCGGCAGCCAGACGAAAUUUUCGGCCGUCGACUGCUCGGAGCAUAUGAACAAGGAGAGAGAACCUAUGGGCUUUCCUAAGUUUACUGUCCUAGAUACAUCGACCCCAUCUCCUGAAGUUACAGCAGUCGAUUCCACUCAGCUUUGUGCGAGUAUAAAGGCGGGUACAGAUCCAGGUUUAUGGCUAGCAGACACUGGGUCUGACGUGACUAUAGCAGCAGCAAUUCAAACCUCAACCGAUGGCGACUGUGCAGCAGCAACAAAUCAGUGGAAGGGAGCAUUAAAGACCAUAGGAAAGUCCUUACCACCUGCCUAUACACCCGGGAAGGACAUAUACAAAAGUCUGGAUGCUGUAUCGUUAAUGAGUCUUUAUACACCUAAAGACGGCGUGAAAGUCGCAUGCACUGUCAUACAAUGCCCAGAAAAAAGCACUUCAUCAGAUGGCAGCCCCAGUGGUGACAGCAGCACCAACAGUCCGAGCCAACCACAAGUUCCAGGGGUUCCCCCAGUCGAAGGCACCGGUGGCGGCAGCAGUGGUGGUAACGGUGAGGAUGAUGGCGACGGUGAGAAGGAUGAAGAAAAUGGCAGGACGUUAAAGGAAGCAAAUGCCGAGGGUUCAACACCAGUUACAGCAUCAGCAGUAACAGCAGGAGUAGGAGGAGGGGCAGCACUACCAGCAGCAGCAAUGGGAGAAGGAAGAGGAGGAGGAGUUAGGGGAGGAAUGACAGUUCGUCGACUAGAUGGAGAAGGAACACAAGAAGAGCCUUUUAAUGCUCUUGUUUGUCUCUUCCACCCGAAGACACUCACGAAAGAUACUCCUCCUUUCCAGUAA